AUGCAGAGCCCCAGCAAAAUGUCAGUGGUUUCUACUUCAAUUAGCCCUGUUGUGUCUGGAUUACAAGGUUGGGCCGAUCUUCCGGAUGGCCCCCUUUACUCCAUUGUUGCUCUGUUGGGAUCCUCCAUUGACAUUCUUGCUUUUGCUGCAACCUGCCACUCUUGGCGUGCAGCAUUCUCCUCCUACCGAUCUGCAUCUAACUUAUGCACAUUAAUCCCACCUCUUCUUAUCCGACCCGCUGGUCCUAACCAAGGUUCUUCUCUUCCUUCCAUUUUUUCUGAAAAAUGUUCUUCUGUUCCUGAGAAUUCUCGAUACAUGCUACGCAUACGUAAAGUCAUUGAUGUAGCUAGCAACAAUAGCGCCAUUCGCUGCCAGAUUCCUCAAGAAACUUUUGAGAACAUGCACUUUGCUGGCUCUUCACAUGGCCAUCUCAUCUGCUGCUACCGUGGAGAUUGUCUUGUUGUCGAUGUGUUCACCGGGGCCAUGGUUUCGCCUCCACGUCUCCCUUUCAGCAACAGCUACUAUGGUGGCACUCUCACUGCUCCACUUACAUCUCCCAACUCACAUCUCCUUGUAAGCACUCAAUCCUCCCUGUUUGAUUGGCCCGUUGGAAGUGACUCUUGGCAGGAACUCCAACUUCCUCAUGGAUGGAUAUUUCAGAUCGUGCAGUUCAACGGUCAGUUCAUCGCCAUGGACCACGAUAUGGGGAUCUAUACUUUGCGGUUGGCCCCUCGGUUAGGCCUGCGGGAGAUAUCAAUCGAGUGGUGCAGCGAGAUAGAGCCAGAAUCUUUUGUGCAGGCAUGGCUUGUGGUCUGUGGAGACAAUCUCCUCAUAGUCGACCACUUUGUGCACCUAUCGUCCGAAGAUCCUGUGUGCCACCGCCUCGACAUGUCGACCGAGCCCGCGAAGUGGGUGAAGGUGAAGACGUUGGACAACUGGGCGAUCUUCGUCGGGGGAGAUGAGCGGAGCCCUCCGUUUGCUUGCGUGCGCCCGGAGCGGUGGGGAGGGACGAGCAACAACUUGUACUACGCCCAUCACUCCCAGCCUUGGAGCGUGCACUAG
This is a messenger RNA of Aegilops tauschii subsp. strangulata, 1062 nucleotides long. RefSeq lists its product as uncharacterized. Gene Ontology annotation, molecular function: protein binding. The record is from RefSeq and is a predicted model, not a curated record. NCBI's taxonomy places the organism in Eukaryota, Viridiplantae, Streptophyta, Magnoliopsida, Poales, Poaceae.